GGACACCAGUAUUGUUUCUCUUACUGGAACAGUCAUGGGCACGUUAGGGACACCAGUGCUCAUACUGGUGGUCAUGGUCAUGAAAGGAGCACCAGUACUGUGCUCAUACUGGUGAGUGUGACAGGGACACCAGUAUCCCUGCUUAUACUGGUACCACUGGCUUUCUUCUGGCUGGUGUCGCUGCUGCUCUCCUCCCUCAUCUGGUUUAUCGCCGUUAAAGCCAGCGACCCCCGGGAUGAGCCCUUGCAGAAGGGGCUCUUGAUAUUUGGGGUGAUGUUCUCUGUGCUGCUGCAGGAGGCCUUCCGCUUCCUCUACUACAAGCUCCUCAGGAAGGCCAUCGAGGGGCUGGUGGCCCUCAGCGAGGACGGCUGCUCCCCCAUCUCCAUCCAGCAAAUGGCAUAUGUGGCUGGUGUGGGCUUUGGACUCAUGAGUGGCGCCUUCUCCAUGAUCAAUCUCCUGGCAGAUGCGUUAGGGCCCGGCACUGUGGGCAUCCACGGGGAUUCACAGCUCUACUUCCUGACCUCAGCUUUUAUGACCAUGGUGCUGAUUUUCCUUCACACCUUCUGGGGGAUCCUCUUCUUCCACGGCUGUGAGCAUCGGCGCUGGUGGGAGAUCACAGCGGUUGUUGUCAUGCACCUUGCUGUUUCAGGGUCGACAUUUUGCAACCCCCUGUACGUGGGCAGCCUGGUGCCCUCCUAUCUGCUGAUGGCCACUGCUGCUGUCUGGGCUUACCUGCUCUCGGGGGGAUCUGCCCAGAACCUGCGGCGCUUUCUGCUCUGUCUACAGAGCAGAGCCAGCCCCCAGCCAGGAUCCUGAGGCCCCACAGGAUGUUCCUGUCCCCAGCCACCCCUGCCCUCCCCUCUGUCCUGGCAGCAAGAGCAGCCGUUACCUUCUCUGCAAUAUCUUUUCUCCUGGACUAGGGGACCCCGGCCAGUCCCAGCAGGGCAGGCACUGGGUCCCAGCUGUAGCAGCCAGCUGACUGGUGUGGCU
Messenger RNA from Antrostomus carolinensis (chuck-will's-widow), 990 nucleotides. RefSeq names its product aph-1A gamma-secretase subunit (gene APH1A). The record is from RefSeq and is a predicted model, not a curated record. Gene Ontology annotation, cellular component: membrane. The transcript has 7 exons. Lineage: Eukaryota; Metazoa; Chordata; Aves; Caprimulgiformes; Caprimulgidae. The annotation marks the transcript as partial. Gene Ontology annotation, biological process: positive regulation of catalytic activity; protein processing.